This is a messenger RNA of Blepharisma stoltei, 1637 nucleotides long. Lineage: Eukaryota; Ciliophora; Heterotrichea; Heterotrichida; Blepharismidae. The record is from the annotation of a GenBank genome assembly.
AUGCAUCAUUCAAAGUCAAAUAUACCCGAUCCUCCACAAUUCGUUAAUCCCGAAACUCUGUUUUUGUCAAAUAGGCCACACUUAAAAUCAAUCUUUUCUCAGCACAACCCUCAAGAUAACAAAAUAUCUUUUUCAGAAUUUUGCAAGUUUUGUAAAUAAAUUAAAUUAAACGAUUAAAAUGGUCAUAAGCGGGCAAGCCUAUCCUUUCCCUUGCCUCAGCUCCAAAAUAGCCACCUCCAAAGUCUUGAGCGACGAAAUGGGAAAAUCAGAAGCUGCCAUUUUAGAUUUACCAUCUGAAGCACCUCCCCUAGGGCACAGUCAUCGGUAUGUGGAGUGCCCGAUGAUCCCGAUAAGGGAAGACCAUUUGGUAGGCAAAACCUGCCUAACCCAUCUUGAAGUGACGGAAAACCUUUCUGAGAGAAAAAACUUUAUUUCAGCAAGGAAUCCCCAAACUUGAAGGCCUAUAGUUCAAAAGGGGCAAAGGCCCUGCUUUCAUCUCAUCAGGAUGGGUCCUAUCUGCUCCAUAGUGGGUGCGCCUCGAAGUCCAAAUUCCGUCAACGUCACCAUUUUAUUUCUGCAAAUUUUGUAGGAAUGCCCAAAUAUUUCCCGUAAGCAUAACAUAGGAUUUAAUUUCAAUGCUAGAUAUUAAGCGUGUGGUCACCCGUUCAACACAAUACCAAAAUUCCCGAAGCUCAUUGACUUACCAAAAUUUUGAACUAUGUUUAAAAUACAUCGCAAUCGCCGCAUAUCAAGGUCUAUCCUUAUCAGACAAACUUUGCAAUCUUUUUCAGCAAAUUUCUGCUCCUUGCAAAGAGGCAUACAACGCACAUAUAAUUUUAACAAAGCAGUCAAGGACAAAUACCCCAUUAUCAUGUGAUACUUCUCGGUCCGAAUACGAGGAUAACAGAAACAGCAAUAAAGUCCAAAUGGUUUCGUAUGCAGAAAAGCAGUUUUUAAAACGAAAAACUAUGGACAAUAAUCUAAACUCAGCUUGAGAUAUUAAUACAGCUGCUGUCUCACGCCAAAGUUGUUCACCAAGAGACUCAAAAUCCACAAGUAGAAUAAGAGCUUCACCAAAAAUAGUUCCGAGUUAUUCUAAUAAAACUCUAUCGAAAGAGCCAAGUCCAUUACAAAAUAAAAGCUUGACUACGAAAAGAAAAGAAGGAUAUCAAGCAAUCAGUGAGAUUAAAAAAAUUUCACAAGAGUUUUUAGAAAAAUCGAAAAAUCUAGCUGCUUUCCUAUCUGUAGAUAAGAAACACUAUAGAACGCUAUCAGGAGGGACUUAUAUUUCGCAAAGUCCUAAAUUUGGAGGAGGUUCUACAUUAAUUGCAUUAGAGUCAGAAAGAGAUCUAAAUGUCACUGACAGGAGAUCUAGCAAUAAUAGAAGAUCUAUAGAUUCAAAUUCAGAAUCUAAAGAGAAAAAUAUCGAAAAACUGUUUUUUAAGUUUAGAGAAGGAAUAAAAAAGACCGAAGAAUUGAAGCCAGAUAAAAAAAAUGAACCGUAUAUGACUUCAUUGAGGAAGCAUAGAAAUUACAUCACUAAAGUUAGAAGUAAUGAAUUUUCCGGGGGUAUGGUUAUGAGAAUGAUUUUCACAGCUUGGAAAGGGCUUGUUAAUAGUAAACAUCCGAGUAAUUAA